GUCAGGGAGGUCUCAGCACGGAUGGACGGGACACACAUUAAUGGAUUCGAUGAGAAGAAUGGACAUGCCAAGGAGAAUGAUGUGGGGGCGGUAUACCGACAGGAAGGCGAGGCGCCACCGCCCGAGUAUGAUGAAUCUUUAAGAUAGACAAACCUGUGACGCGUUUCAUCUCAUUUCAUUCCAUGCAUCAUGUUCUUCAAAAAGGCAUUGUAUGCUGCUGUCGUGGUGGUGGGGACUUAUCCCGUUAUACUGACCCUGCUGUGCAUACCAACGCUUCAGCGAGAGCUGCUGUUCCUGAACCGGAUCAAAUUUCCAUUCUUUGUGAAUUAUGAUCGACCCGAAGAUCUCGGACUGGCUCGUGGGUUGCGGUUCGGAGCCAAGCUGAAGAGAACAGCUUUCAAGGUGCGGAAUUUAUACCUAAGCACGAGCGAUGGAGAAAAGCUCGGCGCAUGGCAUGUCUUACCUCGGACGGUGUAUCGGCAGAGACACGUAGGGUUUGACCAAGCCUUUUCACAGAGGCCGACUAUCAUCUACCUCCAUGGGAACGCCGGUACUCGCGCUACAGGCUACAGAGUACGGACAUACAGCGCCAUGUCGAGUGUACUGGACUGCAACGUCCUGGCCAUUGAUUAUCGAGGAUUUGCCGAUUCAACAGGGACUCCCUCUGAGGUAGGACUUGUCAGGGAUGCUCAAGCGGCGUGGGACUAUGUCAUCGAAAGGUCAAACAACCGAGCCGAUAUCAUCCUUGUCGGGCACAGUCUCGGAACAGGAGUCGUUUCGGGUCUGGCGGGCAAGCUGGCAUCAGAGGGUAUUUCGCCCAAGGCCAUUGUGUUAAUCGCUCCUUUUGCAUCGGUCCGAGAACUCCUCAGAUUAUAUAGGUUGUUCUUCGUACUGCCAUUAUUGAGUCCGCUCAAAGCAUUUCCAAAAGCGCAGGGUGGGUGGUAUGAUGACUCCGCUCACAGCUUAGACUAUCUCCUGAACUUCUUCGCGUACCCCUUCGAUUCCAGGACGGCGCUUCAGAACGUUUCGUGUCCGGUCCUCAUCGUCAACGCAAAGAACGACCUGUCCAUCCCGCCGAUCCACUCGCAAAUCUUGUUCAACGAGCUGAAUCGGCGGAAUGAGACUGUGCAACGGAAAGGCGACGACUGGGGCACCAUCUCCACAUUUGGCGACGUGGUUUGGUUUGAGGGUCAGCAUGGGGGUCACAAUCGCAUAGGCGUGACAGAAGGGACAAUUGAUCUCAUUGCGGACAUUGCAGGGCUGUGAUGCAUGCACAUGUGCGCGGCUGCGGCGCCGAUAAGGCGAGCCGGUCUCUGCGG
This is a messenger RNA of Kockovaella imperatae, 1319 nucleotides long. RefSeq names its product Alpha/Beta hydrolase protein. The record is from RefSeq and is a predicted model, not a curated record. The transcript is spliced from 8 exons. Gene Ontology annotation, molecular function: phosphatidylcholine lysophospholipase A1 activity; monoacylglycerol lipase activity. Gene Ontology annotation, cellular component: endoplasmic reticulum membrane. Bases 190 to 1266 code for a protein of 358 amino acids. NCBI's taxonomy places the organism in Eukaryota, Fungi, Basidiomycota, Tremellomycetes, Tremellales, Cuniculitremaceae. Gene Ontology annotation, biological process: monoacylglycerol catabolic process; phosphatidylserine catabolic process.